Messenger RNA from Aegilops tauschii subsp. strangulata, 3652 nucleotides. RefSeq lists its product as uncharacterized. Gene Ontology annotation, molecular function: protein kinase activity; protein binding; ATP binding. Lineage: Eukaryota; Viridiplantae; Streptophyta; Magnoliopsida; Poales; Poaceae. Gene Ontology annotation, biological process: protein phosphorylation. The record is from RefSeq and is a predicted model, not a curated record.
AAACACUACGCCGCAAAAAUGACAUCAUGCUCAGCACCAUUGUUGUACCUCUGCCUACUGCUGGUGAUGUGCCUUCUUUUCUUGGAAGAAGCACAUGAGGUGCGCCAUGGAGGGAUCUCACCGAGGUCUCAACACAUGGCCCUCCUACACUGGAAAGUUUCGCUUGCAAGCCCACCCCUACAGAUGAGCUCUUGGCUGGAAAACACCAGCCCGUGCAACUGGACGGGCAUCAUGUGCACGGCUGUUCACCAUGGCCGCCGAAUGCCCUGGGUGGUGACCAACAUAUCCCUUCCGGAUGCUGGCAUCGAUGGCCAGCUUGGUGAGCUCAACUUCGCGGCUCUUCCAUUCCUCGCAUAUAUUGACCUCAGCAACAAUAGUCUCCAUGGUACACUGCCUGCUAGUAUCAGCUCCCUGUCAGCACUUUCGGUACUUAACCUUAACUACAACCUGCUCACGGGGAAAAUUCCUUGUGAGACUGGUCACCUACAAAGUCUCAAGGUGCUUGAUCUCUCAUUUAAUAGGCUCACAGGACAUAUACCCGCGUCUCUGGGUAACCUAACAAUGUUAACUGAACUUGUCAUUCACCAAAACAUGGUAUCAGGUCCCAUCCCGGAGGAGAUUGGAAGGCUUGUCAACCUACAAACUCUACAGCUAAGCAACAGCACAAUAAGUGGUUUGAUACCAAAAACCCUUGGAAAUUUGACGCAACUAAUUUUUUUGUACCUCUAUGGUAAUCAACUUUUAGGGCCUAUACCCCAAGAACUAGGCAGGCUAGUCCAUUUGCAAAGUCUUGAGCUUGGUAUAAAUGAUCUUUCAGGUCCAAUUCCAAUCUCCAUAACCAAUCUUACUAAGAUGAUAACACUCUUUCUCUUUCAAAAUCAAAUCACGGGUUCAAUACCCCCGGAACUAGGCAACCUCCCUAUGCUAAGCCAAUUGGGUCUCUACAGAAAUCAAAUAUCUGGUUCAAUACCCCCAGAACUAGGCAACCUCACUAUGCUCAAUGAACUCAUUUUCUAUGGAAAUCAAAUCACAGGUCCAAUACCUGCAGAAUUGGGAAAUCUGAUGAAUCUCCAGAUUUUUGACUUGUCCACCAAUCAAAUAUCUAGCUCUAUUCCUAGCAUCUUAGGAAAUAUAACCAAGCUAGUAGGCCUACUCCUCUUUGAAAACAAAAUAACUGGUUCCAUUCCCCAAGAGAUUGGCAAUCUGAUGAACCUCAAAUAUUUAGGGUUGUAUCAGAACCAAAUUUCUGGAUCAAUACCAAAAACUAUUGGGAAGUUGCAAAGCAUCCAAACAAUGGAAAUCUACAAAAACAAAUUAUCAGGUUCUCUCCCUCGAGAAUUUGGACAUCUCACCAGCCUUAUUGAACUUGGGAUGUCAAACAACUCACUUUCAGGACCUUUACCUGCCAAUAUAUGUUCGGGUGGCAGACUUAAAUAUCUCUAUGCUUCUUUUAAUAUGUUCAGUGGCCCCAUUCCAAGAAGUUUAAAGACAUGUACGAGUUUGGUUCGAAUUGAACUUAUGUCGAACAAACUAACUGGAGAUAUAUCUCAGCAUGUUGGUGUGUAUCCACAACUCAUAACGAUGAGCUUGGCAUCGAAUCGACUCUCUGGGCACAUCUCACCGAAUCUAGUUGGAUGUACCCAGCUAACAGUACUGCAUCUAGCACAUAAUAUUAUCAAGGGGCCCAUACCUCGUAUCCUUUCUAAAUUGUACAACCUGGUAGUACUAAGACUCGAUUAUAAUCAUCUCAGUGGUGAGAUUCCACCAGAGCUGUGCAUAUUAGCCAAUCUAUAUAUACUGAAACUAUCAUCAAACCAGUUAUCUGGAUCUAUACCUACACAGCUAGGAAAGCUCAGCAAUUUAGGAUACCUUGAUAUAUCUGGGAAUAGACUGAGUGGAUUAAUACCUGAGGACAUAGGAGGUUGCAUGAAACUUUUGUCAUUGAAGAUCAACGACAACAACUUCAGUGGGAGUUUGUCGGGUACGAUUGGAAAUUUAGCAGGCCUGCAGAUCAUGUUAGAUGUGAGCAACAAUAACUUCAGUGGCGUGUUGCCGCAGCAACUUGGGAAGUUGGAGAUGUUGGAAUUUCUGAAUUUGUCACAUAAUCAGUUUAGUGGCAACAUUCCAUCCUCUUUUGCAAGCAUGGCAAGCCUUUCAAUGCUUGAUGUGUCCUACAAUGACUUGGAAGGACCAAUCCCAACAACACGGCUACUCCAAAAUGCUUCAGCAAGUUGGUUCCUUCCCAAUAAAGGUCUGUGUGGUAACCUCUCCGGCCUGCCAUCUUGUUAUUUAAUUCCAGUAGCCGGUCACUAUAAAUGGAAGACACUUGGUUGCCUUUUACCAAUUUCUCUUGUGCUGGCUUUUGGCUUUGUUGCUGCGAUUUUUGCCAUAAUAAUGCUUAGUCGUAACAAGAGGAAACCGCAAGAAAGUGUUACCAUUGAAGGAAGGAACCUAUUCUCUGUAUGGAAUUUUGAUGGAAGAUUAGCAUUUGAUGAUAUUGUAAAGGCAACGGAAGACUUCAAAGAUAAUUACAUCAUUGGAACAGGAGGAUAUGGCAAAGUCUAUAAAGCGCAACUCCAAGACGGCCAGCUAGUUGCCGUGAAGAAACUUCACCAGACCGAUGAAGAGUUGGACGAUGAAGGAAGAUUCCGAAGUGAAAUGGAGAUCUUAACACAGAUCCGACAACGAAGCAUUGUUAAAAUGUAUGGAUUCUGCUCCCAUCCAGGGUACAAAUUUCUCGUCUAUGACUACAUUCAGCAUGGAAGCCUCCACGGGAUAUUGGAAAAUGAGGAGCUAGCAAAGGAAUUGGAUUGGAACAAGAGAAUUUCUCUUGCAAACGACGUGGCACAAGCAAUAUCUUAUUUGCACCACGAAUGCUGUCCACCUAUAAUCCAUCGAGAUAUCACAAGCAACAAUAUCUUACUUGAUACAUACUUCAAGGCUUUUGUCUCGGAUUUCGGCACGGCAAAGAUUCUUAAGCCCGAUUCAUCAAACUGGAGUGCACUAGCAGGAACAUAUGGCUACAUAGCUCCUGAACUCUCGUACACAUCUGUUGUGACGGAGAAAUGUGAUGUCUAUAGCUUUGGCGUGCUUGUGCUAGAGCUAGUGAUGGGGAAGCAUCCAAGGGAUCUAUUGGACGGUACUUUGUCGAGUCAGGAACAAGCUAUGCUGGUGAAAGAUAUUAUGGACCAACGGCCGACGACACCAACAACAACAGAAGAGAAUAGCUUAGCUCUGCUCAUCAAGCUGGCCUUUUCUUGCUUGGAAUCUUCUCCACAAGCAAGGCCACCCAUGCGGGAGGCAUGUCAAAUACUCAUCCAGCGACCCUCUUCUAGCUCCUGCCCCAUACCUUUCAGCGCACUUACAUUACAGCAAGUAAGGGAUGCAUGUUGAUAUAUGAUCUGAAUUCUAGUAAGAAGCCAGGGUCCAUUGUAGCGGAAGCCGAUUUUUAGGUUUAUAUUUUGCCUCGAGUCACUCAUAUACCAUCUAUAUAUGUUGAAGUCUGUAAUCAUCCCGUGUCAUCUCGUAGGUUUUAUUUCUAGCAAAAAUAAUAACCGGUCCAUGCAGCAUGAGCCUGUUCACGGCAUGGCCGGAUCAGUAGUUGCAUGCUAUUACAAUCGCCUCAUGGGUUGGCACGAGUACCAGCUGUAGC